UUCCUUUCAAACAGCUAGACUCACUAGCAUCACGCACUAUAGAGCUGCACAGUGCUUCAAAGGAGGAGAACCAGAAAGCCCAGCAGACUCACAGGAUGUUGGAGCAAACAGGUGCACAAGCAAUUGGGAAUAUCGUGCCAGUGGCAGCACAAUAUGGGCACGGAAUGGUAAGUUAUUUGAAGAGUAAAUGUGAUUAUGUGAGAAUUCUCAGCAAAAAUUUUGACAAACUUAAAACGGAAGAAAAACGACUUUGUGAUAUAGAGAAAGAUGUAAUAAAUGAGAAAGAGAGAAACCCAACAAUGGAAAUGACAAGUCAAUGCUCCGGAUGGCUUACUGAAGUGCAAAAGAUGAAAGAUAAAAUUCAAGAUCUGAGGAAUAGAUAUGAUAAUACUAGCAGACGUUUAUGCGGAUUCUAUCCAUUUCGUUCUUUGUUAAAACUUGGCAAAGAUAUAGUUACAAUGACUGGUGAGAUAAUACUUCUACGAGAAGAAGAGAAGAAAAUUACUAAAAUGGAACCAAGGCCAUCCGUCUCAGUCAUAAAGAAGCAUCCAAUGAAGAUAAAUGAUAUGCCAUCUCUUGAUGAACACGUAGAAAGACUAAUAAUGUGUCUAAAAAAUGAUAAAUUGAAGACAAUUGGCGUAUUUGGACUACCAGGAAUGGGAAAAACAACGGUAAUGGAACACCUGAAUGACAGAGUUGGUGAGCUAUUUGAAAUUGUCUUCUAUGUUACUCUACCAGUACCAGAGAUGGAGAUCGUGGAAGGGAUACAAAAGAAAAUUGUAGAGCAGUUAAAUCUACAAAUGCAAGGUCACCUGAGCAGUUCUAUCAUGGCAGACAUAAUUGGAUUAUCGGAGGUUGAUGCCAAAAAAUUGUUUCGAGAAAUAAUGGGAGAUAUAAUAGAUCAACAAUUGCGGACACCAAGCAAGAAAAUAUUGGAAGAAAUGGAAGAGUUUUACAAAGCUGUUGAACUUAUAUAUGACAGUCUAACUAAAGAUCGGCAGCCUUGCCUAUUGCAUUGGGCAAUUUUCCCUCCUGACUCUGAACUUUACCAGGAGUACCUGAUUGAGUGCUGGAUAGGAGAACGAUUGAUUGCUAAAAAUGCUAAAAAGCUUAGACCUGCCCGAGACGAAGGACAUGAAAUAGUGACUGAAUUUGAAAGUAAAUAUUUGGUGGAAAGGUGCAGGAAAGCGGGGCACUUUAAGAUGCCCCAAUUUCUCCAACAAAUAUAUCUUAAGCUCGCAUACAACAGAGAAAAUAAUUCGAAAUUUUUGGUAGCCAAAGGUGAAAUAGAAGAGCAGCAAUGGGAAGAUGUGAAAAGGGUCUCAUUGAUCCGCCAGAUGUCAUUUACUCUACCUGAUACGCCUGCUUGUAGUGAAAUCUCAACAUUGUUGCUCCAGAAAAAUCCAAGCUUGACUAAUAUUCCAGAUUUGUUCUUUAAAUACAUGCAUGAACUUUGUGUUUUGGAUUUGUAUGAUACAAGAAUCACAUCACUGCCACCAUCUAUUUCUAGUUUGAUAAAUCUAAGGGUAUUAUACCUCAACAAUUGUGUUCAAUUGGUGGAGCUACCUUCCCAGUUUGGAAAACUGAAGAGUCUUGAAAUCUACUUUCCAACACUUGUUUGCUUCCAAACUUUCAUUCAGAACUGCAUGUUAAGAAGGCGGGGAGAGACUGAAGAAUAA
Molecule: messenger RNA, 1679 nt
Organism: Quercus robur (English oak)
Lineage: Eukaryota; Viridiplantae; Streptophyta; Magnoliopsida; Fagales; Fagaceae
Product: probable disease resistance protein At4g14610
Exons: 5
Coding region: 96-1679 (527 amino acids)
Molecular function (GO): protein binding; ADP binding
Source: RefSeq, a predicted model, not a curated record